GCCCCACUACCUGAAUCAGCAGGAAACAAAAUGCCUUUUAAUGCAUAUGCUGUGAAUUCAAAUUUUUUCUAGUCCCCUUUUUCUGUUGGAUCAAAUACAAGCUGCUUCAACUUCUCAUUGAAAGGAAAUAUUUUCCAUUCUCUUCCUCAUCUUUCAUUCAUCACCAGGAUGUUGAACACUAGCUGCUAAAUUUUCAAGCAAGUCCCUUGGUAUUUUCGUGCUGCCUCUCUGAAGUAGAUGAGCUCUUUGAACACCUCUUCAGAUGCCUCUGAGAACAGUUCACAAGUAAUAAGCUGCUGGUAUGCAGCUGGAAUCUCCUUGGAGUAAAAGCCAGAUAAAGACAUGCACUGGAUAACGUCAUGAACCCAGAAAGUACAUGUCAGGAUUUGGAAAUGAACAUGCUUCUGAGGAUCCACACUGUCCAGGAGCUUUACCGGAGGGACAGAACAACCCCCAGGUGUGCCCCUACGGCCUGUACGCGGAACAGCUCUCGGGCUCUGCCUUCACCUGUCCCCGGCCCACCAACAGGAGAAGCUGGCUGUAUCGAAUCCUACCUUCAGUCUGCCACAAACCCUUCAAACCUCUUGAGGAGGGCCACUUGACACACGACUGGGAUGAAAUUGAGCCUGACCCCAACCAGCUGCGGUGGAAACCUUUUGAGAUUCCAAAAGCCCCUCAGAAUAAGAUGGACUUUGUGAGCGGACUGCACACCUUGUGUGGAGCUGGUGAGCCCAGAGGACGCAAUGGCAUCGCUGUCCAUAUUUUUGUCUGCAACACCUCCAUGACUGACAGAUGCCUUUAUAAUUCCGAUGGCGACUUCCUGAUUGUGCCCCAGCAAGGAAAACUGCUCAUCACAACUGAGUUUGGGAAGAUGCUAGUGGAGCCCAAUGAAAUCUGUGUCAUCCAGCAAGGAAUGCGUUUCAGUGUGGAGGUGUUUGGAGAGACCAGAGGCUACAUCCUGGAGGUGUAUGGGGCACACUUCGAGCUGCCUGACUUGGGACCCAUUGGAGCCAAUGGCCUGGCCAACCCACGUGACUUCUUGGUGCCCGUGGCGUGGUACGAGGACCGCCAAGUGCCAGGGGGCUACACAGUGAUCAGCAAGUACCAGGGCAAGCUGUUUGCAGCCCAGCAGGAUUACUCCCCCUACAAUGUUGUAGCUUGGCAUGGGAACUACACGCCAUACAAAUACCACCUGGAAAAAUUCAUGGUCAUUAAUGCUGUUGCUUUUGACCACGCGGAUCCUUCCAUCUUCACUGUCCUGACAGCCAAGACCACCCGUGCUGGAGUGGCGCUCGCUGACUUUGUCAUAUUCCCCCCGCGAUGGGGGGUAGCCAACAACACCUUCCGCCCUCCCUACUACCACCGGAACUGUAUGAGCGAGUUCAUGGGGCUCAUCAAAGGCCACUAUGAAGCAAAGGAGGAAGGUUUCCAGCCGGGAGGUGGCAGCUUGCACAGCAUGAUGACCCCUCACGGGCCAGAUGCUGACUGCUUCGAGAAGGCGAGCAAAGCCAAGCUGGAGCCGGAGCGGGUCGCAGACGGGACCAUGGCCUUCAUGUUUGAAUCAUCCCUCAGUCUUGCUGUCACAAAAUGGGGCCUCCAGACCUCAAAUCGCCUAGACAAAAACUACUACAAGUGCUGGGAACCUCUGAAAAGCCAUUUCAACCCUAAAUGCAAGUAAAGGGAAGUGCUUUCUGCAUGCAACAUGAGUGAAGGCAGGGAAAUCCAGCAUACCUGCAUGUGAUGGCACAGUCAACUCGGGCAGUGCAGAAUGCUCCAGCACAGACUGGCACUUCCACCAGCUACUGAGCCACGAAAAUGAUCAUCCCUAAGUAACCUGGGAAAUGCAGUAGAACCCAUCAUUAUUCUUAUCUUUCAAGUAUCCAAUUAAAGCUUUCCUGGUGACAUGUUGAAGCUGAAAUACUUGUGUGGCUCUCACCACAUGGACCUGGUGUGAAAGCUGCACCUUGUGUGGACAUGAGGUGCUAGCUAGCUCCCAUUCACAGGGCCUCCUGAAAAUACACCCCAGUGUAUCUCUCCCAGGGAGAAGCUAGGGACUGACAAAGCAUUGUAUGCUGUCUGUAUGGGAAGAGCUUUAUAAACAGAGCUGAAGGCUCUACCAGGCCUAAGCCCACCAUCAGAGCAAGCCACUUAACCUGUUCAUCAUGGAGGGCUGCCAAGGAAAGACUUGGUUGUCAGGAAAGUAGACCACCAAUGAAAAAAGGUGGGAAAAUCCAAAGCACUUCACUGCUAGGUGAGGGAAAGUUUCUAUUCCACACUCUGGCCAUCCUGCAAUAUUGACUUGUUUGUCAACACUUGACAAAUUCUCUCCCUAGCUCUGUGCUAAUCUGCAGCAUAGCAAAUGUGAAAGGGCUUCUCUGGCCAGUCCAAGCAUUUGUCCUGGGGAAGGUACCUGGAAAAAAAUUCAACUGCAGACACCAUGGGGGACCUCAACAUUGAGUGGAGUACGCAAGCCUCAUCCCCAGCUGGUGAAUUCCACAAGGUGGAGGGAGCAAGCAAAGUUCCCAAGUAGGGAACCAGGAGCACAGCCCAGGCACCCCACACUUCAGGCCUGUACUUUAGCACAUACCCACGUGGAAGUUUCUAAACCAUGUGCCACCAGAUCUAAGUUUCUUACUUCCCCAGAGAAGCAAAUUUUCCCAAAGAGAAGAAAAUGCAGACCUGUGACACACAGUUAUCAGUCAGUUACAUCCAUCAUCAGUUUUGGAUCUGCACAGGUCCUUGGGGAAAAAAAAGGCAUCAGCUUUGAGCAAAGUAUUAUAAAAUCUACACGGAGACGUUUACUCUAAAAUAGCCAAUUCAGAAAAGGACAUUUGGGAGAAUCAAUUUGCCAGAGAAGCUGAUUUAAUCAGACUGAUCCAGGGAUAAAUGAGGUCUAAAUGUUUCACAGGCAGAGGGGAAGAGCAUGUUUUCUGUUUGGAACCAAAAUUAUCAUCCAGUGACCUCAGGCUUGAAUUUCUCUCGUACAGACACAUGACCAAAGCAUAUAUGGGUGGUAACACAUCAGCCAAGGGUAAAAUUCCACAAGGCACAUUCACUUUCCUACCACCACCCUAGAUAUCUGAAGGGAAACCUCUUUCCUUCCUCACUGCACCCAGCACCACUGCCCCAAACAUCAACCCCACCUCCAGCAGCAUAGCAUGCUCAUUCCUAGGAAGAAAACAGCUUGGAGAGUUCUGGAAAUAACAAGAGAGAAAAGUAGGGCAGCCUUUCCCCAAGCACCAUGCCCUAAUCUGCAGGGAUAUAGCAUCAGAGACUCAGGGCUGGAAAGGAAAGGGCUGUGGCAGGUGCCACAAGCAUCAAUCCAACGCUGCCCUAAAAGACCAGAGGCACUGUGCUCAUCCACAACCCAUCCCGAAGCAUUUGCUCAGCUGGCCUGAAACAAAUACAGCUGCAAGGGAGAAUUUACAUGUGUGGCAACUCAAGUUCCAAUUAGCUGAGGAAAUGGGUCCUGGGAGAUCAAAUUAGUUUGUGGCAGCAAGAAUAGCUAAUUUAGCAUGCUCAGACAAGCAAUUAUUUCUUUCCCUAAAUACCACUCUCUCCAUGCACUGAUGCCUCUUUGCACUGGUCCACAGCUCUAUCUUGUAAUAUCAUUUGUGACAGUCUUUUAGGAGCUAUUCUGCAGAGAAUAAUACGGGUUUGCUUUAGUUAAACUAGCAGAACAAGCUGCAGAAACUGAUGCAAAAGGGUUGCUGGGAGCACAUAUGGGAUUGCAAAACCUAGCACUGACUAGUCCAGUUUCUGGACAGCAUUAGUGCCAAGCUCCAUGCAGCCUGAAUGUUUCAUGGCCCACCCAAGAAGAGCUGCAAUAGGAAACGCUUUAAAAAAUUAAUUUAAAAAACAAAAACCAAACCAAAAUCAAACCAACCAACCAAACAAACAAAAAAAAAACCCCAAACAAACAACAAAACCCCACGCAAACAAAAAAAAAAUCCCCCAAGCAACAAACCCACCAUCAAAAAGAACCCACACAGUGAGAGUGAUUUUAUUGUGAGGGUGACUGAGCAUGGGCACAGGUUGCUCAGGAAAGUUAUGGAGUCUUCAUGUCUAGAGAUACUCAAAAGCUACCUGUAAAUACAUGGUCCUGGACAACCCACUUUAGACAGCCCUACUCGAGCAGAGGGCAAGACCCAGAUGACCUCCAGAGAUCCCUUCCAACCUCAGCCACUUAGUGAUUAUGUGAAAAAGCUCAUCAAUUCACUCUGCUGGAGACUGACUGCAAAUGGCCCACAUUUACAUCUUCAUCAUGCAGGAAAAGAAAGGAUGCAGUAGACCUGUUUUUGCUGACUUCACACUGGCUGCUUUCCCAGCAGGCAAAGGGAAGUUUUCAACUUUUGUAUCAGACUGAGCUUCUGGUGUGAACCUCAGUGUCUGGGAAGAAACCAGUUCCAUAACCUCUGAAGAAUGAGGGUUGUUUGGAUCAUGAUGGCACCUACUGGCCAUGUAAAAAUUCAAGUAUGCAUCAAAAAUCUUUUCUUUGCACUCAUACCUCAGUACACUGGCAGUAACAAUUCCAGAGUCCUCUAUACCAGUUGAUCUGGGCAGAAAGAACUUGUGUUCUUAUAAGAUUAAACAGAAAAGGCAUCAUUGCAGGCAUAAGAUUCAGUUAUGCUUGGUGGUGGAUUUUUUUUUUUUGGAACAUAGCCCGCUUACAGGGAUGAAUUCUCCCGUACUACAAGAUAGUCAGUGUCAAAGUAAAACUCCUAAUCUUGUAGUUCUGGUCUCUCAUUCACAGGAACCACAGAACUGGAAAUUCUGGUUACAUACAGCAUGACAACAUUGAGCCCACUAUUUCCAAAUCUCUUACUAGUAAAAAAUAAAAGUUUAUUACAGUAAACAAACACACAGUUUAGGCUGGUAGUUCAUCCGGGAAAAGAAAAAUUACCUCAAUUUAUUGAGAGCAGUCAGGCAGACUCCUAAGUUCUUAAAAAUGUAUCAUACAACUUGCCUAUUAUCCAGCUAGGGCAAACCACAGAGCCAAGGUGACACCAAGAAGAAACAUCUGGAAGGCAAGCAGUAGUUCCUUUAGGAAACUGCUUUGGUCUUGCUUAGCAUUUUAGCAUGCUAGUAAUUUUAAACUUCAACCUUCCUGGACAACAGCAACUUCCAUGGUUUAAAAAGAUCCUCGG
Passer domesticus (house sparrow) is the source of this 5147-nucleotide messenger RNA. It is a transcript of the gene HGD, whose product is annotated as homogentisate 1,2-dioxygenase. NCBI's taxonomy places the organism in Eukaryota, Metazoa, Chordata, Aves, Passeriformes, Passeridae. The record is from RefSeq and is a predicted model, not a curated record. The transcript is spliced from 15 exons. Gene Ontology annotation, cellular component: cytoplasm. Gene Ontology annotation, molecular function: homogentisate 1,2-dioxygenase activity. The coding region runs from base 377 to 1678 and encodes 433 amino acids. Gene Ontology annotation, biological process: L-phenylalanine catabolic process.